AAGCCCAAAACAAUCGUAGGCAGUCCAAAGCCUGUGAAUCCAGCCUGCCCCAGUGAAAGCCAUGGGGUUGAAGCGACAAGCUGACAAUGAUGUGGAGGAAAUCGAUGAUUGCCAGGAGGUGGUGACCGUGCCGGGCCCACGACGCCCACAUAAGGGACAAGCCUUGUCUUCGCGUUUCUCUCCAGUGGCAGAGGCCAUCGAUGAUAGCUGCUGCUAUGCGCGGGUUCAGCAUGGCACGAAGGUGGGGCAAUGCACCAGGAAGAGGUUGCAGGAGUGGUUCUGUGCAGAGCACGCCGCGGAAAACCGAUGGCGACUGUUGGGACGAGUGGACGGCGAGAUCCCCAAGGCGCAGCUGGUCCACCUGCUUCGCAGGGCAGCAGCGCCAGCCACACCCGGCGAUCCAGAGGUGGAGCGUCGAAGCCAACGAAAGGUCCUCAGAAGUGCCAGCCUCAAGGCGCUUAACUUUGAUGAGCUGACAGGCAUUGUGGUUACCUGGUUGAUCGCUAGGACCUCGCACCCGCGUUGACGGACAAGUCUCAUGAAGAGGUGCUUGAGGAAGUCAUGCGGCAGCAGGAGGAGGAUCUGUGGCGAGAAGUGAUGCGGGUGCACCAGAUGGAUGGAGGAAAGAAUGCCGGGUGAGGAGAAAAAGAGACCGAAUGCUUCUGGAGAAUCUCCACAGACCGAAUUCUCAGGGGCACAAGUCUUGACGAGCUGCCCGUAGCAGCUGGCAGAUGGGAGACGAGCUGCCCGUCGCGUGUGUCGCACAAUGGGAGACGGCCUGGUCCCUUGGAUUUUCGGAGCCUUUCCGAGCCUUUCCCACUCAAGACCAGGCUGGCAAGACACCAUACCGCAUGGCGACGCC
This is a messenger RNA of Durusdinium trenchii, 862 nucleotides long. The record is from the annotation of a GenBank genome assembly. NCBI's taxonomy places the organism in Eukaryota, Dinophyceae, Suessiales, Symbiodiniaceae.